This is a messenger RNA of Rubroshorea leprosula, 1577 nucleotides long. The record is from the annotation of a GenBank genome assembly. Lineage: Eukaryota; Viridiplantae; Streptophyta; Magnoliopsida; Malvales; Dipterocarpaceae.
CUUCCCCGUUUCCCGGAACUUUCAUCUAACCGGCUCCGUCAAUCCCGCCGGAACCUGAUCCACCUCCACCGACCGGUCAACCCCCUUACGAUAUGGACAGAUCCAGAUUCGUCAUCGAAUCCGACAAGGCACAAGAAAUGGCCAAAGAGUUAGGCCUAACACUCCGGCAGCUCCUCCCCACCCUCGUCGAUUCAGCCCAGUCCCUGGCUCGCCCUCCAAUCUCCCAGUUUCCCGUCGGGGCGGUUGGUCUGGGAUCCUCCGGCCGAAUCUUCGUCGGAGUCAAUCUUGAGUUUCCUGGUCUUCCGCUUCAUCACUCUGUCCACGCCGAGCAGUUUCUGGUUACCAAUCUCUCCAUCAAUGCGGAGCCAGGAUUGCAGUACUUUGCCGUCUCUGACCCCCCAUGCGGCCAUUGCCGCCAGUUCCUCCAGGAGCUACGCGGCGCUGCCGACAUCAAUAUCCUUAUCAUCUCAUCACAAAACGAAAAUAACAAUGGAAACCCAAAGCGGGACAAGGCGAAUUCUAAAGAAUUCAAUCCAUUGUCGCAGUAUCUCCCGGAGAGGUUCGGUCCGGACGAUCUCUUGGGGAAAGACGUGCCUUUGCUCCUGGAGACUCAAGAAAACGCCUUAUCUUUCUCCGAGUUCGCCAACGGAGAAAUCACUGGAAAGGACUUAAAGUACGCCGCUCUCGACGCCGCAAACAUGUCUCAUGCGCCGUACAGCGGGUGUCCAUCUGGGGUAGCGUUGGUGGAUGUUGAAGGGAAGGUAUACAAAGGCUCUUACAUGGAGUCUGCCGCAUAUAACCCGAGCCUGGGACCAGUUCAGGCGGCCAUCGUGGCGUAUGUAGCCAACGGUGGCGGCGGUGGGUACGAGAAGAUCGUUGGUGCGGUGUUGGUGGAGAAGGCAGAUGCCCUGAUAAAGCAAGAGCACACAGCAAGGUUGCUCUUGCAGUGUAUUUCUCCAAAUUGUGAAUUGAAGGUAUUUCACUGUGUAUCUUUGAAGAAAAAGAGCAAAAACCCAUCUUGAGUUGGAGUAUCUAUAUUUCUCUGUACUAGCAACUGUAAUUGCUGGAAAAGCUUGCAACUGCAUGAUCGAUCAAUGAAUAUCAUGUCCCUGUUUUCUUCCUCGUUGUUGGUAUCAAAAUCACAGAGGCUUGACCUUCUGUUUCUCAAUUCGAAAUUCUGAAUUAGAUAUAUUCAAUGUUUAGAUGAACAUGGAACAGAUGAGAAAUGCUAGUUCUUGGUUGAAGGAGGCAUAAACUGCAUAUUAGCAUGCAUUUGAUUUGAAGUUAAUAAAUUUUCCUGUUAUUUUCCCCUCCUUGAACUUCAAUACAAUUCUACUGCUUUUGCUUUGUAUUUGUAGUAGUAGUUGUGUAUAAGGGAUUAUUGAGUUUCUGUAUAAUGUUAGGUUUUGUGUGGAGUUUCAUUCCCACUACUACAAAGCAAUGACUUGUAGUUAGAUUGACUUGAGUUUCUUCAUGUGUAGUGUGUUUUCUAUUACAAAAUUGAUUCUUUAAUUACAUAUGUUUCGUCCAGAUUAUCAACCGUAUGGUUCAUGUUGAAACAAACGAGACAUUGCAGG